GUUAAACCAGUCACACCGAGAAAACUGCAUAAUCCGGCAAAGGAACUACAGCGUCCAGUAACUAAAGACAUGCAGUAUGCUUACAAGGAGCUGCCGCUCCGGAAUCGGGCUUUCGCACCGUGCAUACCACAUUUAGAGAGAAAGAAAAAGCAGCUUGAUAAGAAAAUUAAGCGGAUGCAAAAUAAAUCAUGUACCGGCAAAUGA
Loa loa (African eye worm) is the source of this 204-nucleotide messenger RNA. RefSeq lists its product as hypothetical. The annotation marks the transcript as partial. Lineage: Eukaryota; Metazoa; Nematoda; Chromadorea; Rhabditida; Onchocercidae. The record is from RefSeq and is a predicted model, not a curated record. The transcript has a single exon.